Molecule: messenger RNA, 2663 nt
Organism: Parathielavia appendiculata
Lineage: Eukaryota; Fungi; Ascomycota; Sordariomycetes; Sordariales; Chaetomiaceae
Exons: 4
Coding region: 1-2268 (755 amino acids)
Biological process (GO): double-strand break repair via nonhomologous end joining
Cellular component (GO): nucleus
Molecular function (GO): DNA binding; DNA-directed DNA polymerase activity
Source: RefSeq, a predicted model, not a curated record
AUGGGCCAAUCAGGGCCAGACAGGGGAGAGCUUCAAUGGCUUGGCAACGGCUACACAUCCCAAUACCGGCAAACCAUCCCCAGCUCAAUUCCCCCACACCAGAACAAACAAAUGGAGUCUCCGUCGCUUGAUGAGAAAAUCGUAUUUUUUGAUCAACUUGAUGCGCUCGAAAAUGUAAGCGAUGCCGACGACGAGGUUAAUCAGAAGGAACAAGACCAUCGGAACAAGUACCGUACCACUUCAUUCGUGGAGGAGACGCCCGUUCCAGAUACUGUUCGUCCUCUGCCUGCAACUCUCUGGAGGAGCACAACACUUCCACUGCCUGCUACUGCUACUUCAGCAGCCGAGCAGUCUCCCUUAGCAAGCACCGCCUCGAGGAAGCGCAAGCGGCAGCCUUCGACCAAAUCAGUGCCCGAAUCCGCCCAGGUAUUCCGGGGGCUUUCAUUCUACUACAUUCCGAACAAUGACAUCGCUCCUGCAAGGAAGCUGCGCAUUGCCAAGGCCCAAGAGUACGGCGCUCGAUGGGUUCGGGACUUGGUAGAUGCCAGUCAUGUCAUCGUCGACAAGCACCUGGAACACAAAGACAUCGAGAACAUCCUCGGUGCUGAGCCCGCAGCGUCCCUAGUCAUUGUCAACGAGGAGUACCCUAUUGACUGCAUCAAGUUUCGUACACUGCUCAACCCCGACCAGCAGCGCUAUAGGGUCGCAGGUCGCCUUUUCGUCACGGAGAAGGCCACCGCUCAAGAAAUACCACCUGUGUCAUCACAGAUUUCCGAGCGCUCAUUGCAGGUUAAGCCGGUCCCAACAUUCAAGAGACGAGACUCCGAGGAGACCCCACCGGGAAGCGAACAGUCAUCUUUGCGAAGCGAAUCCCGCGUUGUAGAGGAACCUUCCAAGAACCAGAACUCGAAUGUCGCCCAAAGUCCAUUCCCGCAUGACCGUUCGCCGCCUCGCCGAAGGUCGAGUACUACAGACGAGCUGUCGGAGUAUAUCGAACUCCUGCAGCAGUACAAAGGCCUUCCCCUGGACCAAGAGGAUGACGAUCUCCAGCCCGGGAAGGGUGCUCAAGAGGCAAUCUCAGACUCUGAUUUGAAAGAAGGGUCCGCGGAUGAACCAGCCGGGAAGAGGACGGCCAGAACCCGCCGCGGUGCGCGAAAAGAGACCUGCUUCGAGGACCGCUUCGCUUGCAACCGCGGAGGGACCAAAGACAAGUCUGCCGAGGCCCAAAACCCGAAUUCGAGGACCAUUAAAGUCCUCCAAAGCAUGUGCGAUUAUUACGAGCGAAUCAACGACAACUGGCGUACAAUCGCCUACCGCAAAGCCAUCACCACCCUCCGCCGCCAGACGGUCAAAAUCACGACCGAGGAGGAAGCCUACCGACUCCCCAACAUUGGUCGCCGCCUUGCUGCAAAAAUCGAAGAAAUCGCCUGCACCAACAAGCUUCGCCGCCUCGAAUACGCCAACGACGAGCCACUUGACCAAGUCCUUGAGGUCUUUCUCAAGAUCUACGACGUUGGCACCAGCCGGGCAAACAAGUGGAUCUCUCAGGGGUUCCGCACCCUCGACGACCUCCUCAAAAAAGCGGACCUGACCCCCAACCAGCGCAUCGGCAUCGAGCAUUACGAGGACCUGAACACGCGCAUCCCCCGUGAGGAAGUCACGGCUCUCUUUGCAUACGUCCAGCGCGAGGCGGCGCAGGUCGAUUCUGCUGUUGAGCUGCUUGUUGGCGGGAGCUACCGCCGCGGGUCGGAGAGCUCAGGAGAUAUCGACAUCAUUGUGACCAAGAAGGGCACAAACUCCUCGGCCGAGCUGGUGCCGUUCCUGGAGGAACUGGUGGCCAUCCUUACGCGCAAGGGCUUUCUCGUGGCUACUCUUGCCGCGCUGCAUGCGCAUCGCCCGGGGAAAGACGGGCCGGGCAGUAAAUUGCUUGGGUGUUGCGUGCUUCCUCGGGAAUCGACAGACGACGAAUCGGGAGGUGCACCGAGAAGACAGAUUUGGCGGCGCAUCGACUUCCUACUGGUUCCAGAGUCUGAGUACGGGGCAGCGCUGAUUUACUUUACGGGCAACGACAUCUUCAACCGGAGCAUGCGGUUGCUGGCGUCCAAAAAAGGAAUGAGAUUAAACCAAAACGGAUUGUACAAGGAGAUUAUGAGGGGCAGAAACAGGGUCAAAGUCACUGAGGGCGAGCUUUUAGAAGGGCGGGACGAGAAGAGGAUCUUUGAGCUGCUUGGGGUCAAGUGGCGCGAGCCGUGGGAGCGGUGGUGUUGAGGAUUUGGAGACUAAUGAAUUUAUGUGAGAUACCCCAGAUUUGGCGCAUGGUAAGAAAACAAGAGCAACAGCUUCUUGCCACGUUGUCUGAGGGUCGGGGUGAGAUUAGAAGCGCCGUGCCGAAUCUCGAACUUCUGUGAGUCACCUGGCUCAGCGAUUUGGGUGUGACUGACUGCUUUUGUCAUCCUCAGAUAGGUAAUUUAGUAUUAGGUCGAGUCCAAGCAAAAAGUACGCCUCCCUGGAUAUCUUCCAACAGUCCCAUCGAUAAUAGCAGUCGAAUACAAAGUGCCUCCCUCCGUAUCAGCCCAUCUCGACAAGCAGUCCAGUCGUUUAUGCUCCUCCGUAACCCAACGCUAACAAGCAAGCAUCAGGCCGCUCAUACUAACAAAGACCAG